AUGAAUAGUAGGGGCCUCCUAAGACCGAGCCCUGAGGAACUCCAGAAAGGACUCGUAGACCAGUUGAAGUACAUCCGUCUAUUCCAACAAAUUGCUCUCUGCUCAGUAGAUAACUAUUCAUCCACUUUACAAUAUUCCAAUGCUCCUACAACCAGAGGCAAUACAUUUGCUCUUGCAUUUAUGAGAGAUAGUAAUGGACGAUCCGAGAUAACACUUUAUAUUACGACGGAACAAAAUGUAUCAAAUUUUACUAUCGAAACAAAGUUGCAUGGCCUAACAGGAUUCAACGAGACAUCACCUGACAGUGGAUUGUUCUCUCGUAUUGGCACAGCUCGGAGGGGGGAGUUCACAUUCAUUCAAUUGCAAGCUGCUGCAAACAUUAGCGGACUACCAGACUUAUCAGUACAGAGUAAUGGCAAUAAUGAUACAAGUGAUAGACAAAAGGGACUGAUCUUAACUGCAGAUAAUCAGAGUGAUGAGCUCACAGUAUAUGCUCUUAGCAGUACUAGAUCCUCAACUGGUACCUUCAUGGCUAUUAACUGUGUCGAGUUUCCAACGGCGAGAGACUACCAAUAUUUUAUAUUUUCAUUAUAUUAUAUUGGAAGUGAUAGUGGUAGCCAGUUUCUCAUGACACCCUGUCAAGAUAACACAACUAUUCAUGUUAGACCAUCACAACCAUACACUCAUCCCUCCUGGGUGAAUCCAAGUGUGCAGCGUACAACUCCGGGUACCUCUCAGGAAGAAGCUAUCUAUGGACGCCGUUUCAAUCGCUUUGAUACUCUGUUGCUUAUCAAUGAUGGUGAUUUGACCGGCACUAUCAUUACAUCUGACAAGCCAUUGUCUGUUUUCAGUGGCAUAAGUGACACUACUGAUUAUUGUGUGGAGCAAAUUCCAUCACACCCAACAUACGGCGAUUUAUUCUUUCUUUUAUCGAUUGAACCUUUUGGGGGGUCUAUGUUUCGAAUAGGCUCUAUCAGUGAUGAAGCUUUUAUACAAGUCAACUGCCCAUGUCGGCCAGGCUCUGUGAGUAAUAAUAGAGUGCCCCUUUCAGGUUCUGGGGCACUUUUCACUGCUGUUAUAAAUCGAGGCCAAUACGUUGAAUGUUUUUUUUUCACAACAACAUUUUGUAGCGUCCAGUCGACACGUCCAGUUACAGCUAUGAGUUACCACAGUAGAUUAGGAUACUCGAUGGUGUAUACACCACCUGUUGAUUCCUAUCUGACUCGGUACAGUCUCACAAGUCUGUCAGGUAAUGAUCCUGUGUCCUUGAGCUACACUCUCCAGGAUCUAAACUCUCCAGGAUUACUAGUCAAUGGAGAUGUAUUGACACCGUCUGAUGGUUUCACUAACAUCAAUUGUAGGUAG
Molecule: messenger RNA, 1365 nt
Organism: Halichondria panicea
Lineage: Eukaryota; Metazoa; Porifera; Demospongiae; Suberitida; Halichondriidae
Exons: 2
Coding region: 1-1365 (454 amino acids)
Source: RefSeq, a predicted model, not a curated record